UAUAAAAGACCUAUGCUGUCCCCAGCUAUUUAUAACGCCCAUGAGUCCUUCCAGGAAGACCAGGACUUGCUUUGGAUCAGUUUCUGCCUCUGCAUUAGACACUUUUGAGCCUCACAGACAUAGGAGAAAACCCAUGAUCCCACCAACCUAUCCUUUCUUUUCUGAAUUCCAUUUACACCAAACAUGAUACAGAACCACAUAGAGAAAUGAUAGAUACAUAUAGCCUUAAAAACAAUAAAAACAGAGAAGAAGGAAUGCAAUUGCUUCAAGAAGACCCUCCUCUCUCUCUCUCUGGUGCGUACGUCCGUAGCCUAGUGAAACAACUAACCACCUCAAAACCAAAAGAUACCAUGAACACCAACACCAAAGACCCAGGUUGUGUUGUUGAUGUUAAAGUUCCAGUUCCCCCAAAUCAAAAUUUAAGAAAACAUGGCAAAGUUUUAGGUGGUCGUCAGGCACAGCUACCCAUCCAACAACAACAACAACAACAAUACAAAAAACAAGUUAGAAGAAGACUCCACUCUGGUAGGCCUUAUCAAGAAAGGCUUUUGAACAUGGCAGAGGCAAGGAAAGAAAUUGUCACUGCCUUGAAAUUUCACAGGGCAUCUAUGAAACAAGCCAGUGAGCAGCAUCAGCAGCCAUCACUAUCCCUCCAACCUUCCCAUCUUUCAAGUUUUGAGCAAGAUGAAAGAUUUAAUAGUAGGAGAAAUCCUAGGAUUUACCCAUCAUGCACAACCAAAUUCUCAAAUUACAUGGAUGAUUUUUCAUAUUCAUCCAUCUCCCAUCCUUCUCCUCCCUCAGUUCCAAUCUCAUACACCUUGCCUGUUGCUUCCCAACUUGCUCCACCACCACCCCCGAUGGCUGAAAAUCCCAAUUUCACACUUCCAAAUCAGAGCUUGGGAUUGAACCUCAAUUUACAUGAUUUCAACAACUUAGGUGCUACCCUUUUUCUUAAUAACAACAACAACGACGGCAACAACUCAUCAUCUUACUCUUGCUCAUCCCUGACAUCAUCUUCUCCUCCUCCACUUUCUGUUGUAACUGUUAAGGAUGUUCCUUCAAAUGGAACAUCACAGGGAGAAGGGGUUUCCUCACUGGUUGAUACCAUUGAAUCCAGUGCUACAACUCAGGUUACUGAAGGCUUGCAUACAGCCAUGGAUGAUGAGGGCAUGGCAGAGAUCAGAUCAUUGGGUGAGCAGUAUCAAAUGGAAUGGAAUGACACUAUGAAUUUGGUAACAUCAGCUUGGUGGUUCAAUUUCUUAAAGAAUAUGGAACAUGAUGCACCCCAAGUCAAGACUGAAGAUGAUGCAUAUCAUCAUAUCUUUGAUGAACUCAGAGAAUUUCCAGCUUGAUUGAAUGCAAACGAGAGCUGCUUAGAACGUACAGUACUCGGAGGAUUACUUCCUAGAUCCUACUUUACCUUGGAAUUUGAUGAUAAAUGGAAGCAAAUAUCAAACUUGGAUAGAUAGAGAUCAAAACCAAAAGAUUUGAAGAUUCCAAAAUCCAAAUCAAGAAAAUCAAGCUCUUGAAGAGGAGGUUUAAGCCCUUAAAUACUCCAGAAAUUAAAUUAAAGAGCAAAUAGCCACUGUCUGAGGAAACUUAAGCCCCCAAAUUCAGGUUUAAGCGCCCCGAACUUAGACCCACUUGAAGUAUCCACCUAGGGCACAAAUUCUUUGUCCUUAAAAACACAAUUUGGGGCAGAAUUACAAACUUUUUCAUAUUCCUAGAGAGUUCUUGGUACUCGGAGGCAGAGGAAACGCGGAGAAAUCCACAGUUCAUGUUCGUGAGCGGCGGAGACGGAUCAAAAUCAAGCUUGCACUGGAGAUAUUGAAGAUUCACCAAUCAACUAUGGAGUUUGAGGAAACUUUUAUAUUUUCUUUCGUUCUUGAUCUUGCUAUGUCUGGCUAAAUUCUUACGUAG
Gastrolobium bilobum is the source of this 1920-nucleotide messenger RNA. RefSeq lists its product as uncharacterized. The transcript is spliced from 2 exons. Lineage: Eukaryota; Viridiplantae; Streptophyta; Magnoliopsida; Fabales; Fabaceae. The coding region runs from base 207 to 1352 and encodes 381 amino acids. The record is from RefSeq and is a predicted model, not a curated record.